Messenger RNA from Drosophila grimshawi, 1440 nucleotides. RefSeq names its product probable enoyl-CoA hydratase echA8 (gene Srlp). The record is from RefSeq and is a predicted model, not a curated record. The transcript has 3 exons. NCBI's taxonomy places the organism in Eukaryota, Metazoa, Arthropoda, Insecta, Diptera, Drosophilidae. Bases 216 to 1364 code for a protein of 382 amino acids.
CUUUUAUGGCUUCGUCUCUAAAAUUACUAUCGAUAACUAUUCACAGACGCACAUCAGCCCUGUAAGCGAGCAGCAGUCACGUAUUGCAGCCCUCUUUACAAUAUUCAUAAAUUGUGUUUGCGAAUUACAAUUGAACAUCUUUGAAUUACCAAGGAGUAAAGCUCACGUGCAACCCAAAUUAAAGGUACAAACUAUUUAACAGCCUCGAAAAAGAUAUGUUCCUCAAACUUGGACGGCAGCUUGGCCAGCAGUUAAGCCGGCAAGUUCGUUUCACAGCUGCACGCCGCACACUGGCAACGACAAAUAGAUUGGACAAAGAUGCCUCGGCUAAAGCAGACACGGAGCAGGAGCAGCCGGCAAAGAGUAUACUCAUCGACAAGGACAAGAAUAUCACACUGAUCGGCAUCAAUCGUCCGCAGCAGCGCAAUGCAAUUGAUUCGAGCACCGCUUCCCAGCUGUGCGAGGCCUUUUCCGCCUUCGAGGCGGAUGACACGUCGCCGGUGGCGGUACUUUACGGUGUGGGUGGUUCGUUCUGUUCCGGCUUCGACAUUCUCGAGAUCAGCACCGACGAGAAGGAGGAGAUUAGCGUUGAUAUUCUGAUGCGCCCCGAGGGUUCCGUUGGCCCAACACGUCGCCAGAUCAAGAAGCCAGUUGUGUGCGGCAUCAACGGUUAUUGCAUAGCCAAUGGCCUGGAAUUGGCACUGAUGUGUGAUUUGCGCGUGAUGGAGGAGUCCGCUGUGCUGGGCUUCUUCAAUCGUCGCUUCGGUGUUCCCAUGUUGGAUGGCGGCACUGUCCGUUUGCCGGCGAUGAUUGGAUUGUCGCGUGCCUUGGAUUUAAUAUUGACGGGACGACCGGUCGGCUCCCAGGAGGCACACGAUAUUGGACUGGUUAAUCGAAUUGUGCCCACGGGCACGGCCCUGGGCCAUGCCAUGGAGCUGGCCAAUUGCUUGGCCAAGUUUCCGCAGCGUGCUUUGAACCAUGAUCGCAACUCCGUCUACUCGGCCGCCUUUGAGACGUCGACGUUCCACCAGGCGGUGCAGAACGAGGUCAUGUACACGUCCCGUGAGAUCAUUGAGGACAUGCAGAAUGGCAUCAAGUGGUUCAAUCACACCUUUAAGGCAGACACGACGCACUCGUGGCUAAAGCGUGAUCGCUCCAUGGCCGAUUGGGAUGAUGAGGAUGUUGCGGCUGCUGCUGCUCAUAAGGAAACCAAGAAGCAGGAGGAGGAGGCAGCCAUCGUUGAGGCAGAGAAACAGAAAGAGAUCGAGAAGGCAGCGCCAAAGAAAUCAAAGAAAGCCGCCGAUGAGAAAAGCGAAAAGCCAAGCGAAGAAACCGAUUCAACCGAAAAGCCAAAGGACAAAUGAACGAAAUCUUUAAUUUAAAAUGCUGUGUAUAUAGAAGAAUACAUAUAGCCAGUGAUGAACUGCUUAUUUAUUGAAA